AUGUCUUUCUUCGAAAGCUGCAAGGACGUCCACAUUGAGAUUAAAGAAGAUGGUCCCUUCCUAGUCUGCUAUGCACGAGAUCAAUAUGGUAGCUAUCCUCAGGCUAUAAUGAGACUGGAUGAAUUUAUUGGUAAUGAUGAUGGGCAUUUCAUCUGGGACGGCGUCAAUUUCAGCCAAUCUGCCAAGGACAUCCGCCUCGAAGGAAGCAACUUGACGGCUGUAUUGGCGAACAAAGACGGAAGAAUGGGAGAUAGACAGAGCAUCGACUUGAAUAAAUACAUUGCGAACGAGGGUGGAGAUUUGGUCAGGUAA
Molecule: messenger RNA, 312 nt
Organism: Penicillium longicatenatum
Lineage: Eukaryota; Fungi; Ascomycota; Eurotiomycetes; Eurotiales; Aspergillaceae
Product: CVNH domain-containing protein
Exons: 2
Coding region: 1-312 (103 amino acids)
Source: RefSeq, a predicted model, not a curated record